Messenger RNA from Carcharodon carcharias (great white shark), 1065 nucleotides. Its product is annotated as paired immunoglobulin-like type 2 receptor alpha. Gene Ontology annotation, cellular component: plasma membrane. The record is from RefSeq and is a predicted model, not a curated record. Bases 86 to 721 code for a protein of 211 amino acids. Lineage: Eukaryota; Metazoa; Chordata; Chondrichthyes; Lamniformes; Lamnidae. Gene Ontology annotation, biological process: regulation of bone resorption; regulation of actin cytoskeleton organization; regulation of osteoclast development. The transcript has 5 exons.
GACACUCCUGAUUGUACGAGGGACUACAAGAAGCUUAAUCCUGAGGAGAUCCACACGAUAUGAGGAAUGAAAGCAUAAUGAAGUGAUGAUAAGUGGAGAUGGUUUCACUGUGUCCCAGCCUGAGCGCCUAGAGGGGUUGAUAGCGAAAUCGAUCGAUAUCCCCUGUUCAUUCACUUACCCAGAAACACACAAACCUAGAAAGAUAAACAUUUACUGGAGAAGAUAUAAAUUUGACGGAGAAUUUAUAUUCAGCGUCUCAGAGAAUUACACUCACUACCAUUAUCACGGCCGAAUUGAUUUCCUGGGAAAUACAUUUCGGAACGACGGAACCAUCCGGAUAAACCACCUGAAACUCAGUGACCACAACAGGUAUUACUGUCGUGUGGAGACAACAGGAUAUAACAGCGAGAUCUGGCAAAGCAUCAAUGGGACACUCCUGAUUGUACGAGGACAGGGACCCACACCCUCAACAGCCCCGUUAACCCCCUCAGUGACUGCAUCAACAUCAGAGCUCACUGGGGAAGAUGAAGACAAACUGGGCCAGGGUGUAAUCCUGAUCAUCCGGUCCGUUCUAGCUCUGGGAAUGCUGGCGAUUGUCUGGCUGAUCGGAAUUUAUCUGAUGAACAGCAGGGAAGUUACGAUUCUCCCGAUCGAAGGUUCUGGGAACAGACCAAACGAGAGACGAGUGGAUCAAACUGAAAUCACCAGUCGGAAUCUGUGACUGAGAGCCAUGUAUACCUGAUGUGAUGGGCCCUGCAAUUUUACCGAAUCCCACUUUCUCACACAACGGAGACAAACCCUCAACAGAACUCACUUUUCCGAACUAAUUAUAACCUCCUUUUGAAGCAGAUGCUCUUGAAGGCUUGCUUUAGUGCAGAAUUGAAACAAACUGGGUCAAAAUCCUGGAGCUCCCUCCCGAACAGCUGUGUGGAUGUACCUACACACCAUAGGCUUCAGCGGCACAAGAAAGCAUCUCAUCACCACCUUCUCAAGGGGCAUUAGUGAUGGGCAAUAAAUGCUGGCCUAGCCAGCGAUGCCCAUAUGCUGUAAAAGAAUAGAAAUAAC